GCCAAACAUUUCAAAAAACAUAUAUUUUCUACAGGCCAAAUAUCCGUAUUUCCAGGCGGAAGCAAAGCGCAAGCGAAUAAUCGACUACUCCGGAAGGACUAUUGCUAUAUGGGGGCCAUUUCUUGGACAUGGAUCAGAGCGGUGGCAACGCCAGCCCGGGAAAUUCGUUCUCCAACAAAUUCACUGCCUUCCACGACAGGGACAGCCUAACACCUCGUCCCGGCAACAAAUUCCGCCAGCGACGCAUCCGCAGCCAUUUGGAGGAGCAGCUCACCCCGGAGAAGCGCAUCGCCAAGUUCCCGCUGGUGGGAGCCCUGGUCCACAAAGCACUACGUCGUCGGGAGAGGGAAAAGGAUAUUCCAGAUCCUAAAGACAACAACAAUAACAACAACAACACCGAGGAUAGGGAGCCGGAAAGGAUGGUGCUACCGUUCGGACUUGGGCCCGAUGGCCACCACGUGGAUGCCAUUCAGAGUGCUCCGGCGCCCAGUGCCCCGCCCGCCCACAUGAUGCCACCAGCCUAUUCGCGCGGCCAGACAAACAUCUACACAGGCGUGCCGAUCAUCGUCAAUCCCUACAUUGACUUCAUCGUGGUCAACGGGGACGACCGGUACAUGAUCAGGUGCGAGCGCAAAUCGGUGCUCGAGCGGAGCGUGGAGCUGGCCAAGCUGAUUCACGCCGGUCCGAACAGCGGUCGGAAGAGCGACAACCACUUCCAGAUACUCAACGUGGACAAGAACGACUUCGAGCUGAUCGUCCGCUACAUGGAGAAACACUUCAUCCCCUAUCGCGAUCACAAGCACCUGCUCAAGAUACUCGAGCUAUCCGAUCGCUUUAACGUUCCAGAUUUGAUUAUCUACUGCAUUAGGGAGCUUGAUCUCAGAAUCUCAAGUGCCACCGCGCUGGACAUCUUCAAGGCGCUGUGGUUCUAUCAGGGUAUCGCGCUGACCAACCAGCACCAGACGGUGAUCACCACCCAGGAGACGGGCCAGCAGCUGGCCAGGAAGAAGGCGACCAAGGCAAAGGCGGCGGCCAAGCAGUUGGCGGCCGCCAAGACCGCCCAGUCCACCGAAAACGGAGCCGAGGGCGAUGGCGCCCAGCUGAACCUCAUUCCGAACCCGAAUCCCUUCACCACCGAGGACUACGGCGUGGCCCUGUUGCACAACACGCUGCAGCUGAUCGACAUGCACGCGGAGCUGCAGCUAUCGAUGCCCGAGAUCUGCGAUCUGCGAUUCGAGGAGCUGGAAACGCUGGCCAAGCGGGAUACGCUGCAGCUCAGGUCGGAGGUCACACUGUUCGAGUGCCUGGCCACGUGGAGUUUGGCGGAGUGCGCCCGCAAGCAAAUCGAUGCCACGCCGGAGAACCGGCGAACGGUCCUGGGACCUCUCUGCCUAACGCCCCGGUAUCUGCGGAUGACCCCCAGCGAGUUCCGACGCUGCUGCGAUCGCCUAGAGCUACUGCCUCCCACAGAGAUAUCACUCAUCAGCGACGCCCUCGACGGCAAAAAGCUAAAGAACCUCACCGAUCAGCAGGCGGAGCUGCUGGAGAAGUUCCGCCAGCCCCGCGCGGAGUACGCCAGGAUGCCCGUGCACCUCAGCGAUCGGAGCAGUCCGAAGAACUAUCCCAAGAAGAUGAGGUUGGCCCACGACGGUCGACCCACGGAGGAGGGUUGCUGGGAGAAGGUGGGCAUGAACUGUCUGCGCAUCUUCGUCUGCAUAUUCGACUGAUCCGAGCAGUCUGAUGGAGAGGAGGAGGAUGAGGAUGAGGACGAGGAAGAGGAGGAGGAGGCGGAGGAUGACGAAGACGCCGAGGAAGACGAGGAGGGAGGUGAAGGAUUCGGAAACGUUGGAGGCGGAGGUCACAGUCGCCACGGCAACGUCGGAGGAUGAGAUGACGAUCCCACAUAGACUUGUUGAAUUAAACGAAUAUUAGCGCUUAUGAAUUACUUAUACAUAGAGUUAACGAUUACGUUACGUCUUAUGGGGACAAGUAAUGGCCACUACUGUGGCAGUGAUUUUAUAGCAGCCGUUUCUAACAAUACUAUAUAGUGUUAUUUAUAUACACGCAGAUAUAUGCGAUGUGUGUGGGUUGAACUGUCGCCUGCAGAUCGAUUGGGUUUUUGUAUUUACUCGCUAGUCAAAUGGAAACAAUGGAAAUACCAAAACUUUUAUACAACUUUA
Drosophila elegans is the source of this 2180-nucleotide messenger RNA. RefSeq lists its product as uncharacterized. NCBI's taxonomy places the organism in Eukaryota, Metazoa, Arthropoda, Insecta, Diptera, Drosophilidae. The record is from RefSeq and is a predicted model, not a curated record. The coding region runs from base 129 to 1727 and encodes 532 amino acids. Gene Ontology annotation, cellular component: cytosol. Gene Ontology annotation, biological process: neurogenesis. The transcript has 4 exons.